AUGCUCUGGGGCGUCCAGGGAGAGCAUUGCGACGAUCUGGGGCGUCCGGGGAGAGCAUCGCGAUGCUCUGGGGUGUCCGGGGAGAGCAUCGCGACGCUCUGGGACGUCCGGGGAGAGCAUCGCGAUGCUCCGGGGCAGCUGGGGAGAGCAUCGCGAUGCUCUGGGGCGUCCGGGGGGGGCAUCACGACGCUCUGGGGCGUCCGGGGAGAGCAUCGUGACGCUCUGGGGCGUCCGGGGAGAUCAUUGCGACGCUCUCGGGCGUCCGGGGAGAGCAUCACGGCGCUCUGGGGCGUCCGGGGAGAGCAUCACGAUGCUCUGGGGCGUCCGGAGAGAGCAUCGCGACGCUCUGGGGCGUCCGGGGAGAGCAUCGCGACGCUCUGGGGCGUCCGGGGAGAGCAUCGCGACGCUCUGGGGCGUCCGAGGAGAGCAUCGCGACGCUCUGGGGCGUCCGGGGAGAGCAUCGCGAUGCUCUGGGGCGUCCAGGGAGAGCAUUGCGACGCUCUGGGGCGUCCGGGGAGAGCAUCGCGAUGCUCUGGGGUGUCCGGGGAGAGCAUCGCGACGCUCUGGGACGUCCGGGGAGAGCAUCGCGAUGCUCCGGGGCAGCUGGGGAGAGCAUCGCGACGCUCUGGGGCGUCCGGGGAGAGCAUCGCGGCGUCCAAAGAGAGCAUCGCGACGCUCUGGGUCGGGCGUCCGGGGAGAGCAUCGCGAUGCUCCGGGGCGUCCGAGGAGAGCAUCGCGACGCUCUGGGGCGUCCGGGGAGAGCAUCGCGACGCUCUGGGGCGUCCGGGGAGAGCAUCGCGACGCUCUGGGGCGUCCGAGGAGAGCAUCGCGACGCUCUGGGGCGUCCGGGGAGAGCAUCACGACGCUCUGGGGCGUCCGGAGAGAGCAUCGCGAUGCUCUGGGGCGGCUGGGGAGAGCAUCGCGAUGCUCCGGGGCGUCCGGGGAGAGCAUUGCGACGCUCUGGGGCGUCCGGGGAAAGCAUCACGACGCUCUGGGGCGUCCCGGGACAGCAUCGCGACGCUCUGGGGCGUCCGGGGAGAGCAUCGCGACGCUCUGGGUCGUGCGGGGAGAGCAUCGCGACGCUCUGGGGCGGAGGGGAGAGCAUCGCGACGCUCUGGGGCGUUCGGGGAGAGCAUCAUGACGCUCUGGGGCGUCCGGGGAGAGCAUUGCGAUGCUCUGGGGCGUCCGGGGAGAGCAUCACGACGCUCUGGGGCGUCCGGGGAGAGCAUCGCGAUGCUCCGGGGCGGCUGGGGAGAGCAUUGGAUGCUCUGGGGCGUCCGGGAGAGCAUCGCGACGCUCUGGGGCGUCCGGGGAGAGCAUCGCGACGCUCUAGGGCGUCCGGGGAGAGCAUCGUGA
Messenger RNA from Closterium sp. Naga37s-1, 1356 nucleotides. Lineage: Eukaryota; Viridiplantae; Streptophyta; Zygnematophyceae; Desmidiales; Closteriaceae. The record is from the annotation of a GenBank genome assembly.